Galdieria sulphuraria is the source of this 812-nucleotide messenger RNA. RefSeq lists its product as uncharacterized. Bases 190 to 678 code for a protein of 162 amino acids. The transcript is spliced from 3 exons. The record is from RefSeq and is a predicted model, not a curated record. NCBI's taxonomy places the organism in Eukaryota, Rhodophyta, Bangiophyceae, Galdieriales, Galdieriaceae.
AAUUUGGCCGAGUCUGCAAAGGACAAGGAUUUCGACUCCACUUGUUCAAUCCACAGGCAGACACCACUGCAGAAUGGAGGACGAGCUUCCACGUUUCACCGGAUCUUCCACAGACUAUAGCUUUUUAAAGAAGCCAAUUUUUCUUGAUGCCCUACAUAGAAUUUGGUAAUUUGUGAAAUAAGUAUCAAUAUGAAAUCUGCAAUCUUCGCUUUCCUUGUUGUAGCACUUUGCACUGUCGCUAUCCAAGCUUCUCCUCUUGAAGACACUUUAGAUGCUUUUAUGCGAGGUGGUUACCAAGCACCUAGCCACGCACCAAGUCCCGGCUGUUGCAAAUUGAGCUGUCAAUACACUCAGAUUUGUGAACAAGUGGUCCAGACUCAGCAAGUUAUUCAGACUCAACAAGUUAUUCAGACCCAACAAGUUAUUCAGACUCAACAGGUUGUCCAAAGUCAACAAGUUUCAUCAGCAUACGGACGAAAUGAGGUUUCAAGAGGUGGAUAUUCUUCCCAAUCGGUAGCUCCUGCUCCAGCACCUUCUUGUGUUUCUGUCCCAGUAAAAUGCUGUAUCGAAUGCUCCUCUUGCUACCAGCAAGUAUCUCCAAUUUCUACUCCCGUACAAGUUUCUCCUUCACAGCAAGUCUAUCAAACACAACAAGUUUCAUCGCAAUCAGCAUAUUAAGCGAGAUGUAAAGGGAUAUGGGCCAAUGUGCCCAAUACUUACAAAGAAAUAAAUGUGUCUUUUGUAGCAAUCACUCAUGGAACUUUUGUUCUUAAAUGAUGCCUAGUUACAUUCAUAAAACGAAAGUUUCACUA